UGGUCGCCCUCCCUCUCUGCCAGGAAGUUCAGGAACUCGGUCACCGCCCCGGCCUUCCCCCUCGGCCCCCGCCGAUUCGUCUCCUCCAUUGUUGGGCAACAGUCUAUCUCAUCGAAACGGUCUUAACCGAAACUCCCUACGCGCUGAACGGCUUCUAAACUUUUUCAAACGUUUGUUAACAUUUUGUCACAUUCAGUCGAGAGGAAGAGACUUUAACUUGUGUCGACAGGCGAGCGCAACUGACGGAAGCCUUUAAGAACCAGUCAACAUGACGAGCAUCAACACACCUAACAUCAACUUCAAAUGGGACCCAAAGAGCCUGGAGAUUCGUACUCUGGCAGUGGAGAGGCUACUGGAGCCCCUUGUUACUCAGGUCACCACUUUGGUCAACUCGAGCAACAAAGGCCCAUCUAACAAGAAGAAGGGGCGCUCUAAGAAGGCUCAUGUUCUGGCUGCGUCAGUCGAGUCUGCUACCGAGAACUUCCUGGAAAAGGGAGAAAAGAUUGCAAAGGAAAGUCAAUUCCUUAAGGAUGAACUCACUGCUGCAGUGGAGGAUGUCCGCAAGCAAGGUGAAUCGAUGCGGCAGGCCUCUGGGGAAUUUGCAGAAGACCCCUGCUCUUCUGUGAAGAGGGGCAAUAUGGUCCGUGCUGCCCGGGCCCUUCUUUCUGCUGUCACACAUCUGUUGGUUCUGGCAGACAUGUCGGAUGUCUAUAAACUCCUGGUGCAACUCAAACUGGUGGAGGACAAUCUGCUGAAAGUGCGGAACGCAGGAACAGAGCAGGAGCUGGGGAUUCAGUAUAAGGCCUUGAAACCAGAGGUGGACAAGUUGAACAUGAUGGCUGCCAAGAGACAGCAGGAGCUAAAGGACGUCCAUCACAAGGACCAAAUGGCCGCAGCACGGGGGGUGCUGCAAAGGAAUGUCCCUAUGCUGUACACGGCAUCCUGCGCCUGCCUGCAGCAUCCUGACGUGGCAGCCUACAAGGCCAACCGUGACCUGAUCUACAAGCAGCUGCAGCAGGCCGUUUCUGGAAUCUCCAAUGCUGCCCAGGCGACUUCCACAGAAGACUCAGCCCUGGCCCAGCCCGGGGGGGCCGGAGAGCUCGCUUACGCCCUCAACAAUUUUGAUAAACAAAUCAUUUUGGAUCCUGUGGGCUUCACCGAGGAACGCUUUCGUCCUUCGCUGGAGGAGCGCCUUGAGAGCAUUAUCAGUGGAGCUGCUCUCAUGGCUGACUCUUCAUGCACACGUGAUGACCGCAGGGAGCGCAUUGUGGCUGAAUGCAAUUCUGUGCGCCAGGCUCUGCAGGACCUCCUGUCUGAGUACAUGGGGAAUGCAGGAAGAAAAGACAAGAGCGACGCUCUGAACACAGCCAUCGACAGGAUGACAAAGAAGACCAGAGAUCUUCGCCGACAGCUGCGUAAAGCCGUGAUGGACCACGUCUCUGACUCUUUCCUGGAGACCAAUGUUCCCCUUCUCGUCCUGAUUGAAGCUGCCAAGAAUGGCAACGAGAAGGAAGUAAAGGAGUAUGCUCAGGUGUUCCGUGAGCAUGCCAACAAGUUGAUUGAGGUGGCCAACCUGGCGUGCUCCAUUUCCAACAAUGAAGAGGGAGUGAAGCUGGUCCGCAUGGCAGCCUCUCAACUGGAAGCUCUGUGCCCCCAGGUGAUUAAUGCAGCACUAGCCCUCGCUGCCAAGCCCAACAGUAAGGUGGCCCAGGACAAUAUGGACGUGUUCAAGGAUCAGUGGGAAAAGCAGGUUCGUGUCCUCACCGACGCCGUUGAUGACAUAACAUCGAUUGACGACUUCCUGUCUGUGUCUGAGAACCACAUCCUGGAGGACGUGAAUAAGUGUGUCAUUGCCCUUCAAGAGAAGGAUGUUGAUGGUUUGGAUCGCACAGCUGGGGCUAUCCGAGGCCGGGCUGCCAGGGUUGUCCAUGUCGUCACCUCUGAAAUGGACAACUACGAACCCGGAGUCUACACAGAGAAGGUUCUGGAGGCUACCAAGCUCCUCACUGACUCAGUCAUGCCACGCUUCACAGAACAAGUAGAGUCUGCAGUGGAGGCCCUGAGUGCAGGUUCACAACCUGUAGAUGAGAAUGAGUUCAUUGAUGCGUCACGUCUGGUUUAUGACGGCAUCCGCGACAUACGCAAGGCUGUUCUUAUGAUCAGAACUCCAGAAGAGCUGGAUGACUCUGACUUUGAAACCGAAGAUUUCGAUUCCCGCAGCAAGACCAGUGUGCAGACGGAGGACGACCAGCUCAUAAACGGCCAGAGUGCACGUGCCAUCAUGGCUCAGUUGCCUCAGGAGCAGAAGGCAAAGAUUGCCGAGCAGGUGGCUAGCUUCCAGGAGGAGAAGAGCAAGCUGGAUGCUGAGGUGUCCAAAUGGGAUGACAGCGGCAAUGACAUCAUUGUGCUGGCUAAGCAGAUGUGCAUGAUCAUGAUGGAGAUGACAGACUUCACCAGGGGGAAGGGGCCACUGAAAAAUACAUCUGAUGUCAUCAAAGCUGCCAAGAAAAUUGCAGAAGCGGGAACCAAAAUGGACAAACUGGGACGCAGCAUCGCCGACCUUUGUCCCGACUCUUCCUGCAAACAGGACCUGCUCGCCUACCUGCAGCGCAUCGCCUUGUACUGCCAUCAGCUCAACAUCUGCAGUAAAGUCAAGGCUGAAGUUCAGAACCUGGGAGGGGAGCUGGUCGUCUCUGGGUUGGACAGCGCCAUGUCCCUCAUUCAGGCAGCCAAGAACCUGAUGAACGCCGUGGUGUCCACCGUCAAGGCCUCCUACGUCGCCUCUACGAAGUACCAAAAGAACAAAAACAUGGAGGCGCUCAACAUGCCCGCCGUCUCCUGGAGAAUGAAGGCUCCCGAGAAGAAGCCGCUGGUGAAGCGAGAGAAGCAGGACGACGGGCAGACCAACAAAGUCAAGAGAUCUUCGCAGAAGAAGCACGUCAGCCCUGUGCAGGCUCUGAGCGAGUUCAAAGCCAUGGAUAGCAUCUAGAGAAUCCCCCCAGGAGGGAGAGCGUCAGUAUGUAACCCAAAAGUUUAGCAUAGAUUGAGCCUUUUAUUGAGUCAAAUCAAAGAGCUGUCAUUUGUUCGUCUUGGUUUGGCCCGUUGUAUUCCUCCACUGCCUCAUUCCUAACUUUCAGAUUUGCUUCUACCUGCAGCAUUAACCGUCUGUUCUGUAGAAAGUGCAGUCAGAAGGGAAACCAACUGGACAGGACUUUUUUUUUUUUCAUGUAUACGAGAAGAAAAUGUGGAUACAGAAAGUAAUUCCGAGGUUUUUUUUUUUAUUAUUGUUUUUUUUUUUUAUCUUUUUUUUUAAACACGUUUAA
Messenger RNA from Poecilia latipinna (sailfin molly), 3323 nucleotides. It is a transcript of the gene ctnna1, whose product is annotated as catenin (cadherin-associated protein), alpha 1. Gene Ontology annotation, molecular function: structural molecule activity; actin filament binding; beta-catenin binding. The record is from RefSeq and is a predicted model, not a curated record. The transcript is spliced from 18 exons. Bases 269 to 2989 code for a protein of 906 amino acids. Gene Ontology annotation, biological process: cell migration; cell-cell adhesion. Lineage: Eukaryota; Metazoa; Chordata; Actinopteri; Cyprinodontiformes; Poeciliidae. Gene Ontology annotation, cellular component: actin cytoskeleton; catenin complex; adherens junction.